Messenger RNA from Cherax quadricarinatus, 4130 nucleotides. NCBI's taxonomy places the organism in Eukaryota, Metazoa, Arthropoda, Malacostraca, Decapoda, Parastacidae. The record is from RefSeq and is a predicted model, not a curated record.
AUAACUUCUACUGACUGCAGCCCUCUUACAAGACAUGGAAGGCCUUCGUGGACAACUGGAUGGAGAACUCGACUCUAUAUCACUAAAACGUAUAAUGGUUCAGAUUCAGGAUAAGCUCAUUUCAACACAAGAAAUUGGAGAUGAUAAAUUACAAAUUGUCCAGCAUAUUCUUGACAUAAUUGAAAACAGACAAAGACAGCUUGAAUUAGAUUGCAAAAACUUGGACUUUGGACAAGAACCAGAAAAGCCUGAAGCUUCAAAAGAUAAUCAACCAGAGAGAGCCAGCAAGAGGGCACGGCGGACCAGAAAUGAUCAUGCUUCAAAUCAUAAUGAAAAUUCAAAUGAUAUGCCUACAACACCUCAUAUAGAAAAAAUAAUAACAAAUAAGGGUUCUGCUCAGAAGAAAACUACAAAGAAGAAGAAACGCAAGGCAAGAGUUGAGAGAGAGAGGGAAGAUUCACCCACAGAAAUUCCCAUUGACCCAGAUGAGCCAACAUAUUGCCUUUGUGAGCAGGUUUCAUAUGGAGAAAUGAUUGGUUGUGAUAAUGACUUGUGUCCUAUCGAAUGGUUCCAUUUUUCAUGUGUAGGACUGACCAACAAGCCAAAGGGAAAAUGGUUCUGCCCAAAAUGCAGAGGAGAUAAACCAACUGUUAUGAAACCUCGAGCACAAUUCUUGAAGGAACUGGAAAAGUACAAUAAAGAGAAAGAGGAAAAAUCAUAAACCUCCGGAACUUUCACAAAGAUUAAAGUUUAUUUGGAGUGUGUGUAUGUAAAUAAUUUUAGAAAAUUUUAUGUAUAUUGCAAAAAAUUAUUAUAUAGUAUAGUCUCAUACAUUAGUAUCUUAUGCAUAUUGCACAUGUGCAGUAGGUCCAUCUCAUCUUCUACAACAUCUUGUUAUUUAAUAUCAAGUUAAUACUUUCUUCCAUCUUUGUGAUUGAUGGAUUAAUUUAGUUAUAUUACCAUAAAUACAUCUCAACUACAAGCAGCCUUCACCACCACUUGUAGUUUUAAUGAAUUAGAAUAUAGUAAAUGAAUAAUUUUUCUGGUUUACAGCUUGAUCUCAAGUUUUCAAUUAUUCUUCAAAAUGCAUUAUUGUGAUUUAUCAUUGUUAUCUGUUAUAAUUUGCAGUACAGUACUGAAUAUCCCAGACUUUGUAACUGGAAUUUUAUGAUUUUGUUUAACAUUAUAAUGGACCAUUGACAAAAUGUCUUUCACAUGGUGUACAAUAUCAAAACAUGAAUUUUUGUUAAUUGCCAAAUGGUUACCAGUGAUAAUAUAAAAAAAAUGUAUUGUUUUAAUUUACUUUUUGCAAAAUACAUUAGUAAUGUAUUAUUAAUAUACUUAAUAUUGUAAUAAAUAUUUGUACAGAGAAAUAGGCACAUAAAUUUUAUAUUGAAAAUUUAGUUUUUUCAAAGGACUGCCUACCCAGUGAUAGAUACAGAGCUGUUGGAUAAUACUCUAAGUAUCCAUAGAAGUAUGUAUAGUCAUGUACCUGAUGUAUACAACACAUUUUUGCAGUUAAAAUAAGAUAAGCAUUUUUAGUAAUAUUGUUUCUGUAUAAUGAUCCUCUAAAUAAUUUUUACCAAUGUUCUUGUAUAAUGAUCCAAAAGUUAUUUCUUAUGCUUAUUCUUGGAGUGUAAAUGCAUUAAAUUUAUUAAUGUAUAUAUCAUAUUCCAAUGUUUUAUUAUAGGUAUAGGCUAUAUAUUUAUUUAACCCUUUGACUGUCCAUCACGUAGAACUACGUCAUUGAGGCCAGGGUCCCAGAUGUAGGUAUAUGUCUUGAGUUCAACCCACUUGGAUAAGCUGCAAGCAGUAAAUUUUGGCCUAGAUAUAAGAGAAUAGGUCUGUGCAGUGAGUGUGCACAGUAUAAACAAAAAUUCUGCCGCACGUGGCGCCUGACGGGAAAAACAAAAUUGUGACAAUGUUUGGUGUAGAAUAUUCACUGAGGUGUUUUCCCAAAUGUUGUUUUUUAUGAUUUUAUUGGCUACAUAUUUCUUGGUAUCAUUUGAUAGAAAGGAAGACAUAUUACCAAAAUAAAAAUGAUUGUGAGAUGUUUCGGGAGCUCAAAAUAUUGGAAAUAUUAGAUUUUUGCGAUGUUCAAGCCAUAAACCCUGAGUGUUUUAUGGGUUUUGGAUUUUUAAUAGUCUGAUUCAAUUGUUGGGAUGCUGUAAACCAUGACCAAUCUUUCCUGGCUAUAUUUUAUUAUUUAUUAUUAUGCAGAGAAUUCAUUGUGUGGAAAUUAGGAGGUGUGGAGUUACUGAAAGUAUUAGUCAGAGGGCUGAAGAGAGGCUGUUGAGGUGGUUUGGUCACUUAGAAUGGAACAAAGUAGAAUGACUUGGAGAGCGUAUAAAUCUGUAGGGGAAGGAAGGCGGGGUAGGGGUCAUCCCUGGAAAGGUUGGAGGGAGGGGCUAAAGGGGGUUUUGUGGCGAGGGGCUUGGACUUCCAGCAAGCAUGCGUGAGUGUGUUAGAUGGGAGUGAAUGGAGACGAAUGGUUUUUGGGACCUGACGAGCUGUUGGAGUGUGAGCAGGGUAAUAUUUUGUGAAACCGGUUAGUUGGACUUGAGUCCUGGAAAUGGGAAGUAUAAUGCCUGCACUUUAAAGGAGGGGUUUGGGAUAUUGGCAAUUAGGAGGGAUAUCUAAGCUGUCGUAUCUGAGUACCUCUGCAAAGACAGUGAUUAUGUAUGAGGGAUGGUGAAAGUGUUGAAUGAUGAUGAAAGUUUUUUCUUUCUUUUUAUGUUUUUCUUUCUUUUUGGGUCACUCUGCCUUGGUGGGAAAUGGCCAGUGUGUUAAAAAAAUUAAUAUUUGAAUAAUAAUGAACAAUAUUAUUUGAUUAUAUUAUUUUUAUUAUUAACACACUGGCCGAUUCCCACCAAGGCAGGGUGGCCUGAAAAAGAAAACCUUUCACCAUCAUUCACUCCAUCACUGUCUUGCCAGAAGGGUGCUUUACACUACAGUUUUUAAACUGCAACAUUAACACCCCUCCUUCAGAGUGCAGGCACUGUACUUCCCAUCUCCAGGACUCAAGUCCGGAAUGCCGGUUUCCCUGAAUCCCUUCAUAAAUGUUACUUUGCUCACACUCCAACAGCAUGUCAAGUAUUAAAAACCAUUUGUCUCCAUUCACUCCUAUCAAACACGCUCACGCAUGCCCGCUGGAAGUUCAAGCCCCUCGCACACAAAACCUCCUUUACCCCCUCCCUCCAACCUUUCCUAGGCCAACCCCUACCCCGCCUUCUUCCACUACAGACUGAUACACUCUUGAAGUCAUUCUGUUUCGCUCCAUUCUCUCUACAUGUCCGAACCACCUCAACCCUUCCUCAGUCCUCUGGACAACAGUUUUGGCAAUCCUGCACCUCCUCCUAACUUCCAAACUAUGAAUUCUCUGCAUUAUAUUCACACCACACAUUCCCCUCAGACAUGAAUACAUGUGUAUUAUUAUUUGAGUAAUAAUUCAAAAUGGAAGGGAAGUGUCAUACAGGAGAGGCUUGGGGAUGUGACUAAUGAAAAGAGGAAAUGUUUUAGUGCUAGGAAUGUCUGCAUUAUUUAUUAUGGACUAUUUUUAACCCUUCAACUGUCCAAAUGCAGAUCUAUGUUUGCACUUCUAGCGCUCCGAAUGUAGAUCUACGUUUCGUUUUACAUGCUUUCAAAUGUAAAAAAAAAAAAAAAAGUAGAUCUAUGUUUGGAGCACUAGCAGUGCAAACGUAGAUCUAUGUUUGGACAAUUUAAGGGUUAAACUGGUAUUUUUUUUAAUUUUGUGUAAAAUUGACCAAAUUACCAACUUCUGUGCACUUUAUAAGGUAGUUGAAAUAAUUGAAUAGGCAGUUUCUUUGCAUAAUCAAUAAAAUGAAAGGCAUACUAGUGAAAUAGCUUCGAAUUUGGUCAAAUGGAACAAUGGAAAUGGCUUAAAAUAGGAAUCAAAGUGGGCAAAAUCGCCAAUGCAUGAAUUGUGUCAAGAACCACUAACUUUGUGCCUGUGUAAUUUCAUAGGUUUUUCAUCAAUUUUGUACUUUUGGUGUCAUUACCUACAGAAUAAGAUUCUCUACCUGAAAUUUCAUAAGAAUUUAAAAAAAAAAAAAAGUGGACAGAACAAUAUUAAUUUUUGGGUGUCUGGACAUUGAAAAGGUUAAUAACAG